CAGAGGAGAUCCAAACAGUGGAAAAGCGGCCCCGCUGCGGUGUGGUGGGUCCCGAGAUGACGACCUUAGUUCUGGAUAACGGGGCUUACAACGCCAAAAUCGGUUACAGCCAUGACAGUGUCUCGUAAGUGGUCGUCGUCCCCGAGGGACAGGAUGCGUGAGCAUUGUGGUUUGACAGCUUUGCUUUCCGACUUGAAUGAUCCUCAGACACCAUCGCGCGGCUCCAGCCUCGGUCCAGGGAUGCUCAUUUUCGAGCUGGGUUGGGUUAUUCCCAAUUGUCAGUUCAGAUCAAAAACUGCACGACUUAAAACAUUUACUGCUAACCAGAUUGAUGAAAUAAAAGACCCUUCAGGACUCUUUUACAUCCUUCCUUUUCAAAAGGGAUACUUGGUGAAUUGGGAUGUCCAACGACAAGUUUGGGAUUAUCUUUUUGGAAAAGAAAUGUAUCAGGUUGACUUCUUAGAUACUAAUAUUAUUAUAACAGAACCAUACUUUAACUUCACUUCAAUCCAAGAAUCAAUGAAUGAAAUCCUAUUUGAAGAAUAUCAGUUCCAAGCAGUAUUAAGAGUAAAUGCUGGCGCUCUUAGUGCCCACAGGUAUUUCCGCGAUAACCCUUCUGAGCUCUGCUGCAUUAUUGUCGACAGUGGCUAUUCCUUCACGCACAUCGUUCCUUACUGUAGAAGCAAAAAGAAAAAAGAAGCAAUCAUUCGGAUAAAUGUGGGUGGAAAGCUUUUAACAAACCAUCUGAAAGAGAUCAUAUCCUACAGGCAGCUCCACGUUAUGGACGAAACUCACGUGAUUAAUCAGGUGAAAGAAGACGUGUGCUACGUGUCUCAGGACUUUUACAGAGACAUGGACAUUGCCAAGUUAAAAGGAGAAGACAAUACAGUGAUGAUUGACUAUGUUCUGCCUGACUUCAGUACAAUCAAAAAGGGCUUUUGUAAGCCCAGAGAGGAGAUGGUGCUGAGUGGAAAGUAUAAAUCUGGGGAGCAGAUUCUUCGCCUUGCCAACGAGAGAUUUGCUGUUCCAGAGAUACUCUUCAACCCCUCCGACAUUGGCAUUCAGGAGAUGGGGAUUCCAGAAGCUAUUGUCUAUUCAAUCCAAAACCUACCCGAAGAAAUGCAGCCACAUUUUUUUAAGAACAUUGUUUUGACGGGAGGAAAUUCCCUUUUCCCUGGAUUCAGAGAGCGGGUUUACUCAGAAGUUCGGUGUUUGACGCCAACAGACUACGAUGUUUCUGUCGUGUUGCCUGAGAACCCUAUCACUUACUCCUGGGAAGGUGGGAAAUUGAUAUCUGAAAACGAUGACUUUGAAGAUAUGGUGGUUACAAGAGAAGACUAUGAAGAAAAUGGACAUAGUGUCUGUGAAGAGAAAUUUGAUAUUUAAGAAACAUUUCUGAAUGAAAGACUUGGAAAGUUUAUUUCAAAGUUCCUUUUAUUGGAGGUUAAGAACUAUGUUACUUUUCAUCAUAAAGCCUUGAACUUACAUAACUAUUCUGAGUCAUGGCUGAGGUGCACAGGCUUCUUAAAUGGGUUAUUACAGUAAACUGUAAUUCAGCCGUGUUUCAUUAAGUGCACUACUCAGCAAUUCUAUACUGUUCCUGAGAAUAAAUUAUUUUUCAUGAGAAAGUAAAAGAGCAAAUAUUUAAUUCUUCAUACUUGAAAACACAAAUUGAAAUAUCCCACCCAUCAGUUUUCUUUAGAAGGUACUUUGUGUAGUUUUGACUGUGCUUAGCUAAAGUAUUUACAGACUGUUAAGAUUCUGCUGCCUUAGAACUAAGUAUUUUAUUUAAAGUUUGUUAUUCUUAUUUGUACAUAAUAAAAUUUGAAAAAUCAAUAUUAAA
Rattus norvegicus (Norway rat) is the source of this 1843-nucleotide messenger RNA. RefSeq names its product actin related protein 6 (gene Actr6). The record is from RefSeq and is a predicted model, not a curated record. Lineage: Eukaryota; Metazoa; Chordata; Mammalia; Rodentia; Muridae. Gene Ontology annotation, cellular component: nucleus; cytoskeleton.